Molecule: messenger RNA, 1596 nt
Organism: Amoebophrya sp. A120
Lineage: Eukaryota; Dinophyceae; Syndiniales; Amoebophryaceae
Source: the annotation of a GenBank genome assembly
AGGAACGGAUCCGCGAUUUGGUUUUUCGAACUGUUUCUACAUACUGGGCAGCAUCGCUGCAAUUGCUUGUGUUUUGUCUUUGCGACACUACUGCACCGCUAGUUGACACGUUUGUGACGAGGUCAUUCGUUUUGUACAGAGUAGCACGUCCCCCCAAGUUGCAUUCUAUAUAGAGCAAGUGUUCUUGUUUCCUGUGUUGCAGGGGCGACAGAUCCGUUGCAACAAGUGGUAGGUGGUGACCAAUAGAAUCAUGCCGGGAACGAUUGUUUGUGCGUCUGGGUACUUUGACCCGAUCCACUAUGGGAGUGUGAGGAUUGAAAUUGACCAAGUUGAAACAGUUUGCCAUGCAUAAAAUCGAUACCAGUUGGGAGCCCAAUUUCCACGCAGCGCAUGACAAAUCUCGGCACCGUCUGAAUCCAGUUUGUGAUGCUGUUUAGGAACAGAGGGCGUCUCUUGUCAUGCUACUUUAGCAGCUCUAUCGCAGACCCCAAACAGGCGGACAGUCGGUCUCACUUAGAAUCCCUGCAAGAGAGGCACUUCGUGCCUUGCAAUUUAUGCAUGAGAAAUUACAUCAACUUUGUCGAUUUCAAUCCUGACACAUCCAUAUCCACCCGGGCCACAUCGAGUACCUAGAAAGGUCGAAAUCGCUCGGGGACAAGCUGUACGUGAUCGUGAACUCAGACAAGCAGGCGGAGAUGAAGAAGGGCAAGCCCUUCAUGAAGUGCGUGGAUCGCCUGAAAAUAGUCCGGUCGCUCGCCUGCGUGGACGCCGCCAUUGAGGCGUGCGACGCGGACCGGAGUGUAUGUGCUUCGUUGCGGAUCAUCAAGCCGGACAUUUUCACCAACGGCGGCGAUCAAAAGAACGAAGGUAUUUUUACACUUAGGUUUCCUUGUUCUUUCAUCGCUGUGGAGAUGUCUUCAUCGACGGCUGCACUGACAUAUAGUGCAACGGAGAGUCAUCCCCGUCGCUGAAUGUUUCAUUUGUAGGUGAGAAUGACCGCAGAUGGUUCCUUCCUCAAGCCCGCAGCUAGUAUCGAGAGCGACGUCGAUUUUUAACAACAUCAAUUACGAAACAUCAUGAAAUGGCUGCAUACGUGAUGAUCAUCGCAGGUGUGCCAGAGGCGGUUGUGUGCAACGAGCUGGGAAUCAAAAUGGUGGAUGCUUUGGGGGACAAAAUUAACAGCAGUAGCUGGCUGAUUGCGAAUUCUUUGGGGGAAGAGAAGGUGGUGAAGGCGGACCCCAACCAGUAGGUGUCUUUGCGAUUACAGAAACGGAUGGGAAGCCUAGCUGUUGCUGUUCGCAAGAACUCUAUGUUGUUGUUUGCGACGCGUCGUGUAAACAAAGCCAAUUUACUGGGCUGAAAUAAAUCGAGGGAUGGUUGAUGACGCCGUUGUUCUCUGGAACCAGCUGCAUGCUGCUCGAAUUGUUUUAUGUUUGUUUGUUCACAGAGCUUCACGAAUUAUGAAGCGAUAAGGUUUUAUUUAAAAAGCGAAAAAAGUAAAUGAAGCGACGCAGUGAAGCAGUUCUACGACUUAGCAAUGGUCGCGCGAAGACUGGUAUCGCGGCCACUGGUCGCGUCAUCAAAAAUCAGCACCAC